Molecule: messenger RNA, 540 nt
Organism: Lolium perenne
Lineage: Eukaryota; Viridiplantae; Streptophyta; Magnoliopsida; Poales; Poaceae
Source: RefSeq, a predicted model, not a curated record
AUGGAGUCCACACACACACACAAAAUUCAAAACCGCUCGAAAAACGGCGAGGAUGAAUUUUGGCGAGCGCGUUCUACGCUGCCGCCGUCCGUCCUCCGGUUCGCGCCCACCCUCAGCAUCCUCAGCGUCAUGUGCAACCGCCACAAGAUCCGUUUCCCCUCCGUGGCCGGCGGCGAUGUACAAUUCCCCCGCAUCAAGCAGCUCACCUUUAAAGGUGUCAUCAUCUCGGAGGCCGACCUCCACGGCGUUCUUGCCGGAUGCCAUGUGCUGGAGAGCUUGGUGCUUAGUGAGCUGGAUGGCGUCUCUGGCGUUCGGAUCAGCUCCUCCACCCUAAGGAGCCUCGGUGUCUCCUCUGGUUUUGGAAAUGAGCCAGAAGAAGUGUUGGAACAGGUGAUUGUUGAGGAUGCCCCCAACCUAGAAAAGUUCUUCCUAGAUGGAGCAGAGUACUGCCUAUCGAUUCGCGUGGUUUGGGCACGUACCCAAACAGGAGUUGUUGGGUUCACGCGGCAGCACGGACGCAGCACCGGGUCAGCCGGUUGA